CGUGUUCUCUAUCUGGACAAUGUCGUUCAGAGUCGAUUGCUUGGAGAAACAGCCUACCACGAAUCGUUGGUUCAUCCAGCAAUGUUUUCGCAUCAAAACCCACGACGGGUCGCGAUCAUUGGGGGAGGCGAAGGUGCGGCACUUCGCGAGGUUUUAAAGCACCGCACGGUAGAGAUGGUGACAAUGUUAGAGAUUGAUGAAGCUAUGGUUAAUGCGAGUCGGUCUUUU
Molecule: messenger RNA, 228 nt
Organism: Phaeodactylum tricornutum CCAP 1055/1
Lineage: Eukaryota; Bacillariophyta; Bacillariophyceae; Surirellales; Neidiaceae
Exons: 1
Biological process (GO): polyamine biosynthetic process
Molecular function (GO): thermospermine synthase activity
Source: RefSeq, a predicted model, not a curated record